Molecule: messenger RNA, 2309 nt
Organism: Plectropomus leopardus (leopard coralgrouper)
Lineage: Eukaryota; Metazoa; Chordata; Actinopteri; Perciformes; Serranidae
Gene: slc38a6
Product: solute carrier family 38 member 6
Biological process (GO): L-glutamine transport; amino acid transmembrane transport
Cellular component (GO): plasma membrane
Molecular function (GO): L-glutamine transmembrane transporter activity
Source: RefSeq, a predicted model, not a curated record
GAUAAACAACAACAGUCGGACGCUGAUAAAGUUGAUAAGAGGAGUGUAUAAAAGUGACUCAACAGAGGAUGGUACCAUAACGCCUCAGGUCGUCAGGGUAACCGGAGUGAGGAGUUUGGCACGAGGCACAGAGAGUCAGUUACAGUAGUUUGUGUCGUGAGUUUUGGAGAAAAUGAGCAUCAGUAGAAAUGCAAACGCAGAUUUAUACAGUGAACGUGUGUCCGGGGACAUCGAGGGAAACGAAACUACACCUUUAUUAUCAAAUGGGUCAGCGCAGACCAGAGCCAAAGGAGCCUCCUUCGCCUCCUCCGUGUUUAACCUCAUGAACGCCAUCAUGGGCAGCGGUAUACUCGGAUUAGCUUAUGCUAUGGCCAACACUGGAAUAGUUGGUUUUUGUAUCCUGUUAGUACUGGUGUCCAGCCUGGCUGCGUACUCUAUACAUCUCCUUCUGACGCUAUGUGACCAAACAGGUAUUAAUUCAUAUGAAGAGCUUGGAGGAAGAGCCUUGCAGAAACCAGGAAAAGUUCUGGUUGGAAUUUCUAUUCUUAUCCAAAACAUUGGUGCCAUGUCAUCCUAUUUGUUCAUCCUGAAGUCGGAGCUUCCUGCAACCAUCAAAAGCUUCAUGAGCUCAGCCAAUGAAGGACCUGUCUGGUAUGAAGACGGCAGAUUGCUUCUGAUCCUUGCCACACUUAGUGUUGUUCUACCUCUGGCAAUGUUGCCUAAAAUUGGCUUCCUGGGCUACACCAGCAGCAUCGCCUUUUUCUUCAUGCUGUAUUUUGCAGUUGUGGUUGUGAUAAAGAAAUGGUCCAUCCCCUGCCCACUGCCUCACAACGUAACAACACUCUCAGCUGCCUUUCAGAUAUCAAAUUCCUCUGACUCAGAAUGUAUACCCAAACUCUUCAUCGUCUCCAGUAAGAGCGGUUACGCCAUCCCCACCAUGGCCUUCUCCUUCCUGUGCCACACGGCUAUUCUGCCAAUCUACUGCGAACUGGACCGACCCUCUAAGGCCAAGAUGCAGAACAUUACAAAUGUCAGUAUUAGCCUCAGCUUCACUGUGUACGUUGUUUCUGCGCUGUUUGGCUACCUCACCUUCUACGCUCAUGUGGACUCUGAGCUGUUGCUUGGCUACGACAAGGUUCUGCCUCAUGACAUCAUGGUGAUGGUGGUCCGACUGGCCAUCCUGUUCUCCGUGUUGUUGACUGUGCCCCUCAUUCUCUUCCCUGCCCGUAAAGCUGCAUCCUUGCUGCUGUUUGGAUUUCGUCCUUUCUCCUGGCUGAUCCACAUCACUUCAACUGUAAUCAUCCUGAGUGUGGUGCUGCUGCUGGCCAUCUUUGUGCCUGAUAUCAGUCAUGUGUUUGGAGUCGUUGGAUCGACAACAUCCACCUGUCUGAUGUUUGUUUACCCCGGCAUUUUCUACCUCAAGAUAAACGGGGCACCCCUCAGAUCCUGUAACUCCAUUGGGGCUGUGCUCCUGGUGAUCUUUGGUCUCAUGAUAGGAAUCCUGAGCUUCGUUACCAUCGCUCUCACGUGGGUUCUUGCCUACUAACCCCUUUCCUGUGCUAAGCACAAAAGCAGACAAAGGGAAAAGUGUGCCAAAAAAAUAGCGGUAAGAGCGGAUAAAAAAAGGGAACAGAAAGAUGCUUAUCAGCAUCACUUUAUUAUUAUUAUUUAUGGCGAGGUCGUGUUCUCAACAGUAGACUCGUAUUUGUUUUUAUAACUCUGAAAUAUAGACCAAACGCAGCACGAGCCAAACGAAGCGAGGACUUUUAUUUUUUUAUUUUUUAAAAAACAUUUUAUUUGCUGACUUUUAGACAAUACCAGGGUAAAUCUUUACUUUUUUUUAUGUACCUGGAAAAAAAAGUUUAUUGUGUCAGAACGCUAAAAGAAAGUGUAAAGUAAAUUGCCCAUUAUUUUCGAGUUCAUUUUAUGUACUUGUUUUAUAUUUUUACUGUCUGAAAGCCCUUUGUAUUGCUCUGUGUGGAUGAUCAUGCACCUUAUGUAAACCCGUCUGUUCGCAUUUUAAAAUGCUGCAGGCCAAGUCUUAAUUUCGUAAAUGUGUCACAUUUACAGUUUUCUCAAACGUUGUUUAUAGAAGAUUUUCACAGUUUUGCAUACACAAUCACUAGUUCUCAUUAAUUGUAUUCACACAACUCAACAUGGUUUAUUUAACACUUUGUUUUGGGGGGAUUUUUCUUGUCAACUUGUUUUUAUUGUUGAAUACGUGUAUUGAUUUUCCAAACCUCAGGUAGUGUUUCUGCUGCUACUCAACAGUGCCUUGGCCUUUUAAUAAAAGGGAAAUUGCUUUUGCA